This is a messenger RNA of Amborella trichopoda, 3103 nucleotides long. RefSeq names its product silicon efflux transporter LSI2. Gene Ontology annotation, biological process: transmembrane transport. Gene Ontology annotation, cellular component: membrane. Lineage: Eukaryota; Viridiplantae; Streptophyta; Magnoliopsida; Amborellales; Amborellaceae. The record is from RefSeq and is a predicted model, not a curated record.
UUGGUUUUGGGGUAGUUAAGUUUAUCCAAUUUGAUGAUUGAAAUUAGAAUUGGGUCUUUGAAUCUCUUUUGGGUUUUGAGUUUCAUAAGGUUUAUGGCUUUCUGCUCUUCAAUUGCAUAGAACACAUUGGUUUUGCAUUCUUGUUAUCGAGUACUUCAUCGAUGCAUCGCUCUUUAUCCAAUUUGACAGUGGAAAGCUUGGGUUUCUGUGUCAUUGAGUUUCAGAACUUGCAUUUUUCUCUUUCAUUUUAAUGGAAACUAUCGAAUUUGGGUUUCUGGAAUUUGCUAUUUUGUUCAUUAUCUGGUAGGAAAAACAUGGAGCUAGGCUUUCACAUCUUGUUGUUCUAUUACGUUCUGCUUCAUGAUCUCCACUCUAGUUCAAAUUACUUGCAUUUGGGCCUUAGUGUCCUUUAAUUUCAGUAAUUUGCCUUUCCUGCUCUCUCACCUGAUGCAAAUGUGAUAAAGUUCCUUUGGGUGCUUUUGUUUCAAAAAAUUCCGCUCUUAUGAACUUUGAAAUGAAAUGCAAGUAGCUGGAAUUUUGAUUAUCUUGGUGCCCAUGAAUUUGGGAUAUUACUAUUAUGAACUUUAAUGUAGAAUACACAUAAUUGAGCUCUGUGUCCUGAUAAUUAAGCUGAAGCGCAUUCUGAUCUCACAUACUGGUUCAAAGCAUAUCACUCCUCUUUCACCAAUCUGGUUAUAGAUGAAAAACAUGGUUUUAGGCUCAGAUUUCUUUAUAGUAGUACAUUGUACUAUGUAUCCAACCUUUUGAUUUUUAUGGGUCUUUGAUUUGAUGGCUUCUUGAGGAAUUCAAUGGUCUCUAGAGUUUUUUAUUUGAUUGUUCUUUGAGAAAUUUGAGCGUCUUUUGGUUUUCGAUUUCCGGGUCCUGUAAAUGUGUAGAAGAGUUUCAAAGGCUUCACCAUUAAUUUGCUUCAGAAAUGGCUCUAGAAAACCUUGUAGGAGUUGUUUUGGGUACAAUAGCUUUUUCUGUGUUUUGGGUCCUUGCAGUUUUCCCUGUUGUUCCCUUUCUUCCUAUCGGUAGGACAGCUGGGUCCCUCUUAGGAGCCAUGCUAAUGGUUAUUUUUCAAGUUAUAACACCAGCUGAGGCGUAUUCAGCUAUUGAUCUCCCAAUCCUUGGUUUUCUUUUUGGAACCAUGGUACUUAGUGUAUAUCUUGAGAGGGCCGACAUGUUCAAAUGCUUGGGCAAAUUACUUUCUUGGAAGAGUAAAGGAGGUAGAGACCUUCUCCUUAGAAUUUGUCUGAUUUCUGCUAUAUUCAGUGCCUUGUUCACCAAUGACACCUGCUGUGUAGUUUUAACUGAAUUUGUAUUGAAGAUAGCUCGACAAAAUAAUCUACCCCCUCGACCAUUCCUCCUUGCAUUGGCCUCUAGUGCAAAUAUUGGGUCAUCAGCAACUCCCAUUGGGAACCCUCAAAACUUGGUCAUAGCGGUUCAGAGCAGCAUAUCUUUUGGUGAUUUCUUGAAAGGGAUAAUCCCUGCCAUGCUCAUUGGAACUGUUGUUAAUGGCCUCAUUCUUUCGGUUAUGUUUUGGAAGAUUUUAUCAAUCGAAAUGGAUGAGGAAGGUACGAUUUCAGAAGUUAUAACUGAGGAAGCAGUGAAGUAUCAUCGAUUUUCACCAGCCACCAUGUCACAUGUAACCUCUUCAACUUCUCAAGAUUUUGAUAGCAUGUUGGAGGGUCCCUCUGUUAAUAGUGAAUUGGUUAUUGCUGAAAGUUUGAGGGAUCGAAUGGGUGUCAGUGAUGCUGAGAUCAUGACGAGUAGAAUGAGUGCUAGUGAGACUGAUAAUAUAUGUGUAAUUUGGAGUGGAGUUGAGUCUGAAACUAUGGAACAAGUGGGGCAUAUUGGACAAGAAGAUGGGGUUCCUGCAAGAAAGUCUUCUAUGCCGUCUACUGUGAUGAAUAGCUUGAGAAAGUUGUGCUCAGAUCAUUCCACUUCUGAUGAGACAGAAGGUUUUCUUGAUAGAUGGGAGAAGGUUAUUCGGAUGGCUUGUGUUUAUCUUGUGACAAUUGGGAUGCUCGUGGCAUUGGUAAUGGGUAUUAACAUGUCAUGGACUGCCAUCAGUGCUGCUAUAGCCCUUGUGGUUCUUGAUUUCAAAGAUGCUCGACCUUGUCUUGAGAAGGUUUCCUAUUCCCUUUUGGUGUUCUUUUGUGGCAUGUUCAUCACUGUUAAUGGGUUUGACAAUACUGGAAUUCCUGGUGCUUUUUGGGAUGUCAUGGAGCCUCAUGCAAGGAUAGAUAGCAUUGGUGGGGUCGCAGUUCUUGCUGUAGUAAUUGUCGUGCUCUCUAACGUCACUUCGAAUGUUCCCACAGUUCUCCUCCUCGGCUCUCGUAUGGCUGCAUCGGCGGCCUCAAUCUCUGGAGGGAGCGAAACACGUGCAUGGCUCAUCCUGGCUUGGGUGAGCACGGUAGCGGGGAACCUCACAUUGUUCGGAUCUGCCGCCAACGUGAUCGUUUGCGAGCAAGCUAGGCGCUCUCAACUGUUUGGCUACAACCUCUCCUUUUGGUCCCACUUAAGAUUUGGGCUUCCCUCUACAAUUAUAGUUAUUGCUAUAGGGUUGCCUCUCAUAAGGGAAAAGAAGAUGGGGAAGCUGUUGGGGCGCGUACUGGUGCUUUGGAUCCCAUGCCAUGGCAAAUGCAUCAGCCGAGCAGUGCUGGUCCCUGAACCUGUCCCCUCUGGUGAUGGUGCGCUACUACAAAACAAAUCCCGCUCAUUCAGGAUAUGGGUGAUAAGGAUGAUAACCAAAACAGUGAGCAUUAUAAAAAAAAUCAUAGGAAUUUCAAGGGUAAAACUGAGUACUGAUAAUUCUGUUACAGGGUAUUCGAAGUGUCCAAUUCAAUGUCAUUUUUGCGGGCUAAGACAAAUGGAAUUGAUAUUCAUGUCAAGGCUCGAGUUAUUUAAUGGUUUAGGGAUGCGUUUUUGUUGCUAUGCCGGCAAUGUAGUUUAUGGCAUUUGGGGUUCAUUUAUUUACAGGUUUUGCGAGAGAAAGGAGGAUAGAGAUGGGAAAAUACUUUUCUAUGUAUGAGAGAGUGCAUGUGCAUGUGCACCAUGUACAAAAUCCUUGAUUUCUUCUCUAUAAAUUUAUAGGAUA